AUGGCAUACAAGAUUCCCAUCAACGAGAGAUUUGGUGCCAAGGUUCUUUCUUUUUCAAAGUUACAUGAAACAAUAAGCGAUAUUAGGAGUAAGCUGAGCGAAGAUCAGCUGACUUUGUUUAGGGGAACCUGUUUUGGUACUUUCUUACAACUGAAAAACAUUAAAUGGGCUCCACAGAUUGUACACCAACUCCUCCUUCGGCAAGUACAAUCAAAAGAGGAUGAAAAGAAAGGGAAGUUGGUGUUUUUGAUUGGUGGAAGAGAAACUAGUUUUUCAAUAAGGGAAUUUAACCUCAUAACUGGAUUGAGGUGUCAUUCCCUACCAGACAUCUCAUUAUAUUUGAAAGAGAUGGAGAAGUCUGGUGAACCUAGGGUGGGCUUGCAGAAUAAGUAUUUCAAUGGAAGCUAUCAUAUUUCAUGCCAAGAGUUACGAAGGACUUUUAUGCAGUGCCAAGAUCCAGAAGAUGUAUAUAAGUUGGCACUUGUAUAUUUUGUUGAGUAUGUACUCUUAGGUAGAGAUGUGAAGCUGUUGAUUGAUGUUGAUUUCUUGAAUCUGGUUGAUUAUGUUGAUGAGUUCAACAAGUACCCAUGGGGGACUUUGUCCUACAAGAAGACAAUACAGUCCCUAACUAAUUGUCUUGUUGGAAGGUCCGACAAAUUUAAGGCCAAGCAGAAUGAUUUUGAAUGGUACAAUCUAUUGGGCUUUCCUUGGGCUUUCCAACUAUGGGUAUACGAGGUUAUUCCAAGUAUUGCAGCAAGUUUUGCAGACUGUGUUGAUCUGAAUUUGUUGCCUAGAAUGUUGAAAUGGUCAUCAACUAAGGCACCAAAGUCCAAGACUGUCAACGAUAUAUUGGAGGCGGAUGAGGUUACAGUCUUUGAAAUGGUCAACACACACUCAGAAAGUGAGCAAGACUAUACAUUUAAUUGUGAAGGGAAUGUAGGUGUCUUGUUAAAGAAGGCAAAGAAAGCCAAGCAUCCCAUUCAGAACCCUGGAGCUGACUCUGAUGUCAGUUCAGUUAAAAAGUCAGAUGAUACAUUUGAGAUGGGAUUGCUUGUGAGUUCGUUGAUCAGGGGAUUGGUCAAGGAUACUCUUGCUGCAUUAGAAAAUAAACUGGAUGAGAAGAUAAAUGAUAUCUCGGAAGAAAAGGUGGGGAUUAAGAGGAAGAUUGUGAAGAUGAGGGCGAUAAAAAAGGGGAAGCAUGUAAAGAAAAAUACUCUGAGAAGGAGCUCACGUUUAAUGCCGAAGGCAGCCAAAGAAAUAUCAGAGUUACAAGAGUUGGAGAAGAAGAAAAAAGUGGGUUUGGAAGAGCUGAUUUCCAGGAGAAAGAAGGCUUCAAUGAAGAAGAAACCUUCUUUAAAUGAUGAUAAAGAUGAAGUUGAAGCUGAGCAGGUGGAAAUUGGGCACCUGGAGAAGGGUGAUAUAACAUCCAUCGAGGGGGACGAGAACUUGGCAACUGAAUCCAAAGAAGUUUUUGAUAAAGUUAUUAGCGAUAUUAUUGAAAAGGUGGAUCAGUUGCCAACUGAAACAACCGAUGAUGAUGAUGAUGCAGAUAGAUUUUAUGUUGCCCCCCAUGUCGAUGAGAUUGUUGAUGAUGAUGAUCGUCAUCUUGAUAAUCCUUCUGUAGCAAUUGAGAAGGGUCACAGUGUUGAUAUCAAGGUUGAUGAUAAAGUUGAUAAUUACCAGUUUGAAGUUGAUAACAGUGAACUUAAGGUUGAUAACCUUACGUUUAUGGUUGACAACACGGUUGCAACGACUUCAGAUAAGGUUGAUACCAAUGAAUUUAUGGUUGGUAUCUCUGAAGUUAAGGUUGAUCAACCUGAUGAACUAGUUGAUGCCUCAGUCGAAGAAAUGGUUGAUGGGAGUAGUUCAAUUGCUAAUGAGGAGGAUGAUACUGAUGCGAAUAAAUUACGUUUGUUGGCAAAGCUUGCAACAGAAGGUCAACAGUAUCAGAGCAAAAGAUUGAAGAAGAGGGGUCCGUACCAACUGUCACCAUAUACUGACCCUUCCAAGAAGAAGAGAAAGAUCCUCCCAGAGUUCAAUCCUAUUUCAGAGUUUCCUAACGAAUGGGAAGUUGAAAUGAAUGAAUUCUUUAAGAAUCCCAUCAAUCAUGAUAAGACAAUUGAUCUAAAAACAAUUGAUGCAAAAAAGGAUUGGUUUGAUACAAUCAUCGACCAAAGCAAGUGGCUACUAGACACGCAUCUUGACGUUGCAUUCGAGUUCAUUCGUAAAAGAAUGUCUGAGAAUACUGAUAUUUUCAGACAAAAAUGUGCGAUUAUGGAUACACCUUUUCAUACAUAUCUCAACAUCCGUUACAAAUUGCACGAAGAGAACAAUGAGCCUUCACAUUGGGACCGUGAUGAUCUUCUACUGCAUUUUGUUGACGGAUCUAAGGAAAAUAUGGUCUCUUGGUCCAAUUUGGAUAGGGUUUAUUUCCCAAUUAAUAUAACUGCUGAUCAUUGGGCUGCUGGUGUGAUAGACCUUCAAGAAAAGAGGAUCAUUUGUUAUGAUUCACUUAUCAAGCACACCAGACAGGAGACAUUUAGUAAUGAAAUGAAAUCCAUUGCAACAUUGAUCCCCAAGAUGCUGAAGCGGGCCAACGUCAUCGACGAUGAAUCUCCAUGGACCAUAGAGCGUCAACCUGAAGUUCCUCAACAACAAAAUGGUUCGGACUGCGGCAUGUUCUGUAUAAAAUUCAUAGAGAUUCUCUCAGCCGAUAAGGACGUGACCAUUUUGAAACCUGAGGACAUGAGAUUUAUUAGGAAAAAAUUUGCAGUCGAGACAUGGAAAAUGGGCACGAUGAGAAUGUAAUUUCUAUUUGAUUAACAUAUUAUGUUUAUUUAAUAUAUACAACUGUAAUUAUUUCAUUUAUAUAUAUGAUAUUCUAUAUUUACCAACGAAGACAGUUUGAGUAAUCAACGUUACAAGUAAUAGUUAUCAACGAAAAACUAUGCACCAUAACAUAACUACCAACGGAAACAGUAAGACUUAUCA
Molecule: messenger RNA, 2991 nt
Organism: Tripterygium wilfordii
Lineage: Eukaryota; Viridiplantae; Streptophyta; Magnoliopsida; Celastrales; Celastraceae
Exons: 6
Coding region: 1-2808 (935 amino acids)
Biological process (GO): proteolysis
Molecular function (GO): cysteine-type peptidase activity
Source: RefSeq, a predicted model, not a curated record